Neospora caninum is the source of this 615-nucleotide messenger RNA. Its product is annotated as putative elongin c. Gene Ontology annotation, molecular function: protein-macromolecule adaptor activity. The record is from RefSeq and is a predicted model, not a curated record. The transcript has a single exon. NCBI's taxonomy places the organism in Eukaryota, Apicomplexa, Conoidasida, Eucoccidiorida, Sarcocystidae. Gene Ontology annotation, cellular component: elongin complex. The coding region runs from base 1 to 615 and encodes 204 amino acids. Gene Ontology annotation, biological process: ubiquitin-dependent protein catabolic process.
AUGGCGCACGCAGACGGAUCCGCUGAUCCAGAACGUUCCGCGGAAAAUGGGCAGCAAAGGCCAUCCGUCGGCUCUCCUGAGAAUCGUGAGACAGUGAGGGGUAGUGCAUCUUCAGACACGCCCCACACUAGCCACGCGCAAGAAAAAAGAGAGAUCUCAGCCCGAAAUCCUUCUUCUCCGUCUUCCUCCUCUACUUCAUCGUCCUCUUCCUCCUCUUCGUCCUCUUCUUCCUCUGAAAAGUUGUCUUCGUGCUCUGCGAGCCGUCCUCAGUGUAGCAGUGAGAAGGCUGCAUGCACUGUGAAGUUGAUAGGGAGUGAAGGCACGCCGAUUGCCGUCGAGCGGGAGGUCGCGGAAGAGUGUGCGAUGUUCCGGCGCAUGUUGGCCGCUGGGGGAGACGGUGCGGCGCUCUACAAAGAGGGCAAAACUCGAGAGCUCCGAUUUCCUUCGAUCCGACAUAGGGUGCUGCAAAAGGUGGUCGAUUACCUCCACUUCCGGAGACAGUGGAACCGCGAAGGCGGGCACAACGGCGCAUUCCAGGUCGAAAGCGACAUUGCCUUGGAGUUGAUGCUCGCAGCCAAUUAUCUGGGCUUGACAGAUGAAGAAACAAGCGCCUGA